This is a messenger RNA of Choloepus didactylus (southern two-toed sloth), 8262 nucleotides long. It is a transcript of the gene DR1, whose product is annotated as down-regulator of transcription 1. Gene Ontology annotation, cellular component: negative cofactor 2 complex. Bases 762 to 1292 code for a protein of 176 amino acids. The record is from RefSeq and is a predicted model, not a curated record. Gene Ontology annotation, molecular function: protein heterodimerization activity; TBP-class protein binding; general transcription initiation factor activity. Gene Ontology annotation, biological process: chromatin remodeling; RNA polymerase II preinitiation complex assembly; positive regulation of transcription by RNA polymerase II. NCBI's taxonomy places the organism in Eukaryota, Metazoa, Chordata, Mammalia, Pilosa, Megalonychidae. The transcript has 3 exons.
UCCGGUGGUGCAAAGGGUGUCGGGAGCGGCUGCUCGCAAACCUUCUUCCCUGGCCUGCGGAGAGGCCGAUGUUGCAGCCGCUCCGGCUUCCACGAUCUGCGUUCGGGCUAAACGGCCACGGCGGCCGCCACUGAGGUCCCCUCUGUGACUGACUCUGUCCGUAUUCUUGCCCAGGCGGCCGCCGCGGUUGCAGCAGCGGCGGCGGCCGACAUGUUGUGAGGCAGCUGCUCCGGUGUCUGAAGGAUGGUUUGGCAGAGGCGGCAGCAACGGCUGCUGGCGGUGGCGGGGGCUCAGGCUCUGUAGAGCCGAGCCCGCUGGGUGUCCGCCGGUAUUGCGGCGCGGCCAGUGCCCCUGGAUUUUGCCUCUGCUCCGGCGCCGUUGGCGGCCGGUUGGUUAGGCGACAGCGCCCGCCCCUCUGAGGAGACACGAAGGUGGUUCCCCGGCCGCUCAAAUUUCCGGACCACGCCGACCUUUCCCUUCCUUAGCUCGGGCUCUGCUGUCCCCAGAAUCCUCAGCCCCCCGACUUUCCUCCGAGCCUCGCCCUUAAUCUCUCACACACUCUAGUGUUCCCUACCCUCUAGGGCCAGCUCCUCCCCUGCCUUUCCUCAUUUUCUGCACCCUUUUCUCCGAGCGCCCCCCGGGGUUACUCUCCGAGGGCGGCCUUUUGAGAAAUUCCGUGAAGUAGUGGACCAGAGCCGGGGAGUUGUUUUUGUUUUUUUUUUUUCUUUUUUAAGUCGGGGCACGAGAAAUAGUAAGGUACGAUGGCUUCUUCGUCUGGCAACGAUGAUGAUCUCACUAUACCCCGAGCUGCUAUUAAUAAGAUGAUCAAAGAGACUCUUCCCAACGUCCGGGUGGCCAACGAUGCCCGGGAGCUGGUGGUGAACUGCUGCACUGAAUUCAUUCACCUUAUAUCCUCUGAAGCCAAUGAGAUUUGCAACAAAUCGGAAAAGAAGACCAUCUCACCAGAGCAUGUCAUACAAGCACUAGAAAGUUUGGGCUUUGGCUCCUAUAUCAGUGAAGUGAAAGAAGUCUUACAAGAAUGCAAGACAGUAGCAUUAAAAAGAAGAAAGGCCAAUUCUCGUUUGGAAAACCUUGGCAUUCCUGAAGAAGAGUUAUUGAGACAGCAACAGGAAUUAUUUGCAAAAGCUAGACAGCAGCAAGCAGAAUUGGCUCAGCAAGAAUGGCUUCAAAUGCAGCAAGCUGCCCAACAAGCCCAGCUUGCUGCUGCCUCAGCCAGUGCAUCCAAUCAGGCAGGAUCUUCUCAGGAUGAAGAAGAUGAUGAUGAUAUCUGAAAUUCACCAGCUGAGUUUCUAUUUUCUCUAUAAAUGUUUUUCCCUGCACAACAAAACAGUGAAAGAAAUGCUUAUGUGUAAUUUUGUAUGCAUCUUGGUGGACUUGCUAUUGGUAUUCUAGGGAUGUCUGCUGUUAAAUUUCAUCUAUUGUGUGCUAUACAUCUAAAAACUCUCUCUUUGAACUAUUGAAAAUUUAAGGUUCAGUAUAAUAUCAAUUUUGAAUUUUUAAUGGUGUUUAUGAAAUUUUAGCAGUGAGUCCUUUAUUUGAUCAAUAAACAGUGUUACAGAAAACUUCAAGUUUAUAAAAAUACAGUGAAAUUUAUAUAGAAGCUCUAAAUCUGUAUUUGCAUUUAUUCUGCCCUUUUAACUAAACUAAAAAUUGGGAAUUUUAAAUUAUUUUGGUGGGUGGGUGUGUGAUGUGGUAGACAUUGGAUCAGGUUAGUGAAAAAACAAAAAGUUCAGUUCUAUAGUAUCUGAAUUUUUUGUCUUUUAAAAUGAGUAUAUAUAUAUAUAUAUAUAUAUAUAUAUAUAUAGGCAACAAAUAUACAUGCUCAGAUAAAUGUUUAAAAAACUCAAAAAAACUCACAAACUAGGAAGGCAUACUUGUAUAAAUUUGGUGGGUUUUGGUUUUGAUUCUUUUUUUGUAGUGAUAAACUACAGUUUUAUUAUGGCAUAAUUCAUCUUGAGCUACACUAUUACAUUUUAAAGACUGCCCAAUUUUGAGAAUUGUUAAGAUUCUUACUAUUUCACUUCAGUAAUUGUUGUUAGUAUUACUUGCUUAGCCCUUUCAUGUUCAUAUUAUUCAGAUACCUAGAUGGAACUUGUGGUAACCAUUGCUUGGUCUCCGUUGGUUUAACUGAGGUUCAUGAGUAUCCAAACCUUUGCUGGGGGAAAGAAAUGAAAAUUAAUGAGUAUGAUUCCUGUAAAAGAGGGAUUUUUUUUUUUUUUUAACUUGUAGUUAUAGGUUACAUAUUGUUUGUUUUUAGCAUUACUUUUAAAUUUUCUCACUUAGAUGACCUGGAGAGUCCAGUGUUACCUUUUGAAAUGGCAGCAUUGUCUCCUCAUCAUAAUUGAAUGAUAGCUAAACAAAUUAUUGGUUAAGUUUUGUUUAAGAAAGCAUGUCAUAACUGAUCAGCCCUAUAUGAAACAUAGUUAAUUUUAACCUACUAAAGGGGAGAAGCUUUAAUUUGGUUCUAGUAAGUAAAGCAUGGUAUUGAUUGUUGUAGGAAUUCAGUGUGUUGAAGAAAUGGCAUAUUGCUCAUAUUUUGGGAGCAGAAAGGAAAAGCCACUUAUGAUAGUAUGAAAUAAUCUAAAUUCCUAUGUCAGUUGCCAAAUCCUUUCAAUUUCACUAAGCCAAAAUAUAGAUAAAGGCUGUCAGGAUUCCAAUUUUAAUUGGAGAACUAAAUAAGUAAAGUUUACAAGUAUUAGAUUUCUUAAUGAUCAUAUUUUGCAGUUUUAGAAAAAGUUAAAUAGUGUCAUACAUAUAUUAAAUAUACUUCCCCCUUACAACAAAAAGUUUAUUUUUACUAGGUGUUUAAGUUGUAGUUAUUUCAUGGAUACUGUACCCAUCCACGCAUUGGACAAGAUAGAAGGAAUUGUUUUUUAAAAGGUUUAAGUCCCAAAGGUAGUCUAGUCUAGGGAAAUAGUAAGUCAAUAAGUGUUGGCUUUUCUAAUUUGUACUGUAACAUUCUUACACUUUCUAUUUUAAGUAUACAACUUAGAUAUUUUUCCACACAUUUCUUUUUUUUUCUGAUGCAGAGUUCAGGUUAAUUAAUAUUUUACUGCAUCUGAUAAUGUAUUAAUAUGUUCAAAGCCUAGUGACUUUUCAUUUUGACAUUCUUGUGAUUUCUUAUGCUGUAUUCUCCAAGCAAUAAAAUUCUGAUGUGUUUUAUAAAUUGUUUUUAUAUUUAAUGAUCUUUACAGAUUAAUGGCAGGAGAUUCCUAUUAUUACCAUUUUGACUAGUUUAAAGAAUUUAGGCCCAAAAGACAUUUGGUCAUUUGGUAUAUAGUACCUGCCUUUCUCCCUUGCUUAUUAUUAUUUCAGAAAAUGUGUUUUUCCACGUAUUUUUGUAAUUUACAGACCUGGUACCCAAUUAUAACAGAACUAAUUAAGCAGUGUUUUAGUUUUAGCUUAUUUUCUAGCAUUAAAAAGUCACUAUUUUGUCAGAUGUUGACAUUUUCAGAAUCUUUUGAAGAGAGAAAUCUCCAGGGUUCUUAAAAAAAAUAAAGUCGUAGUCUAGUAUUUUCCCCAUCCCUUGAAUAUACGUCUCUCUUUUUCAGCAGAUUAUCAGAUUGAUAAGGGUUGAGAAGGCAGCAAUUUUUAUAACUGCAUAUACCAUACAUACAAAAGAGUGCACAAGAGUUUUGCAAACUAAACAUGUUGAUAUCAUCAGCCCUCAGCUCAAGAAACAGGAUUAUGAGUACCCCAGAAUCCCCGCUCUUGCCUCUGUUUAAUCACUGUCUUCUUCUUCCUCCCCAGAAAUAACUACUGUACUGACUUCUAAAACCAUAGAUUAGUUUUAUUUUAUGUAAACAUUAUGUCUGUGGGUGUAGUAGUGUUCUGUUGCCACAGUAAUAAAUUACCACAAACUUAAUAACUUAAAACAAAUGUAUUCUCUUACUGUUCUGAAAUUCAGAAGUCCAAUACCAGUUUCACUGGACCAAAGUCAAGUUUGUUGGAAGGGUUGAUUCCUUCUAGAAGUUCUGAGGGGAGAAUCUGUUUCUUUGCCUUUUUUAGUUUCUGGUGGUGCCUGUAUUCCUUGGCUUGUGGCCCCUUCUUCAGUGCUCAAAGCCUGCUUCCAUCAUCACAUCACCUUCUCCUCUUCUGUAGUCACAUCUCCCUCUGUCUCUACAUUUAGGGCCCACCUGGAUAAUCCAGGACAAUCUACCUAUCUCAAGAUCCUGAAUUUAAUCACAUCCAUAAAGCCUCUUUUGCAAUAGAAGGCAACAGUCAUAAGUUCUAGGAAUUAGGACCUGGAUUUCUUUGGGGGGCCAUUGUUUAGCCUACCACAGUGAGCUUCAUCCAUAUUGUUGCAUGCAUUUGUAGUUUAUUCUCACUGCUGUGUAAUUUUACAUCUAUCCAAUUUAUUUAUCCAUUCUAGUGUCAUUGGGCAUUUGAGGAGUUUCCAGUUCUGGGCUAUUGUGAAUUGUGCUGUGGAGAGCAUUCAAAUACAUGUCUUUUGAUGAGUGUAUGUAUGCAUUUCUUUUGUAUAUAUACCUAGGAGUGGAGUUGCUGGGUCAUGAGGUAUGCAUAUAUUUUGUUUUAGUAUGUACUGCCAAACAGUUUUCCAAAGUGUCGUUAAGAAGGUACCAAUGUGUACCAUAAUAAUGAAUUAACCUAAUGGUUUAGUGACAUGAGAAUGUUAAUGAAUUUUUCCAAAUACCUGAAAUAUAUAUAAUGAGUUAUACUUGCUACAGCAGGUCUGUUAUUUAAUGUCCUACAAGAGGAAACUAAAAGCAAACAAGGUAUUUGUUCUUGUUACUGACAUGGUAACAUCAUGACCUUAUCAGAUUGUUGCUCCUCAGAAGAAUUGCAGGGUUUAGGUAAUCAUAAAUGGUAUGUUGUGUGGAAAUUAGUUUUGAAAAAAUUCAUGAUUUAGUAUUUUAAUUAAAUUUGUUAUUUUGUAAUAACCUUAUUUAAAUACACAUACAUUUCCUCAUAUAGGUGAUCCCUAAAUUAUAUUAUUCAUAUCCAAACUUAUAUAUCCAAACAGCAAUCAAGAAUCAUUCAAUCUAGAUAGCAUAGAUACUGUCUUCCCUUGCUUCACUUGGAUUUUUUUCCUUUGUUCUCCUCGGUCCCCAGCAGUUUAGCCACAAGUCCUACCCCAUCCCUCUUUUUUCACCUUGCUCCAAGGAUAGAAUAUCAUGGGUUGGAUUGGCCAGGAUGAAGAGAACAAACAUGAAUAGCCUCCUUUCACCUACUCUAUUUGCCAUCAGAGUGUCCCCAACCCUUAACCCAUUUCUUCAAAAUAAAAGACAUGAGACCCACCCUUACCAUUUAUGCUUAAACAUGCCUUUUCCUAUAAAACAUGUAUAUGAAAGAAAAAAAGUAGGGAAGCAAAGGAGAUAGCCAUUUAACUUAUGAUCAAUUUCUACCUCUUUAACAGAAAUCAAGCCCCUUGUUAAAAUCUUAGAGCAGGGCUUCUCGCCCUCAGCAAUAUUGGCAUUUGGGGCCAAUAAUUCUUUGUUGUGGGGGCUAUCCUGUAUGUACAUCAUAGGAUAUUUAGCAAUAUUGGUGGCCUCUACCCACUAGAUACCAGUAGCACCUCUCUACUCUCUCCAGUUGUGACAACCCCCAAAUGUCUUUAGACAUUGCCAGAUGUACCCUGGAGAGCAAAAUUGGUCUCUUUUGAGAACCAUUGCCUUAGAGCAUCUAGGCUUUUACUUUUAGGAUAGAGUCCUGGGGGGAGGCUAUGAAACUGAACCUCUGGUAUCAAUGAAUAAAGACAAAAACAAACAAACAAACAAACAAGAACUGUUUUGGAGGGAAUAGACCCAGGAUUAAAAUCCAGGGAAAUCAGUCUUUCAGAAAGCUGUUAACUCUUCAUUUACUUAUCCCUUCACCCUUGAGAGCCCCAGGCCACUUCUUUAUAAAUCCUUGUAUCUGCUCCCUGCUUUUCACCCAGAGGUCUUAGCUACGCCCAGUUUGAAACAGAUCAGGUAUACUAUCUUUAUUAUGUACUUCUUUCAACAAAUAUGUUAUUUUUGAGUGCACAGAGCUAUAUAUUAAGAAGUGAAACAAGGAAAUCAGUGUAGUGGGAAUGGCAAAUAGACAAUUUAUAAUAUUUGAUAAAUGUAAUAUGAACAAAGGGAUCCAACUCUUUUUACUAGAUCUUUAAAUAUGCUAUUUCAUUUACUUAUCACCUCUGUGAGGUAGAUAUUAUUAGUUCCAGAGUGGCAGACUGGUAACACCAGGUAUACCAUUAAAAAUAACAGGUAUAAAAUAUGCAAUGUUUUAUUUUAUUUAUGAAGUUCCAUAUCUUAUGCAUAAUGUAGUGAAUAUGGAGAAUAAUAAAGUCCAUAGGUGCUUUCUUUCAAUUUCAUAUUAUGUAUAUUUCUUACCUUUGUAUAUGUUAUAUGAAUAGCACUUGUAUGUCUGUCACCGAUAUGAAAGUAGUGGAGGUAGAGGAGGAAGAAUAACCAGAUCAAAUUUUUAGUAUAAAUAGGAGGUUUUUUUUGGAGCUUGGGGGUGGGGGAAGAGAACAGUGACAGAAAAAAUAUAUCUAGCAAAAGAAGAGAAAACUGUUGUUAAGGCAGAUAAGGAUCUCUCUGCCUGGGGAAAAAUACAGCAGGUUCAAAAUUGUCUGUUUAUGUAAGUAUCUACUAAUAAGUUUGUUUUCUUUAUUGUGCCUAUAAAAGAUGCCAUUAACUUCCUAUUUGUGCCAUUAAUAAACUUCUAGAAUCUGUGUGGUAGAAUUUAGUAGUAUGGUUUGGAUAUGAAGAGACAACAAUGGUAUAGAUUUGAAAACAUUUAUUUGGUGUAUUUCACAGGAUAGGGAAUGUUUUAUAAGCUUAAUGGUGUUAGGUUUAUAUAUGCAGUUUUAUCAUAUAUAUAAUAGUAGCCCCUACAGAAUUUGCACUGUCUUUAUUAUAAACAUUUUAUAGAUGAGGAAGUUAGGGUUCAAAGAAAUUAAGAAUUGCAAUGAUAUCUAGGAAGUGGAGGCAACAAGAGUCUGAACCCCAAUCUAAGUAGUUCUGACUGUGUUUCUUUCACUAGAUCAUUCUACUCUCCCCUUUCCCCACACUACUCUGGGAACACUGGGAUGAGUCUUUAUACCUUUAUUUAAAGGUCAUUUGAGAAAUGGUAAGCCUGCUUGAGGAUAACAAAAUUGUGUGCUAUUCCAAGCUAAUUGUAUAGCUCACUCUAAGUAAUCAUAGGUAAUGCCUGGUAAUAUUUUUAGCUUCCUUUCUCUGCAAACUGUUAUCCAAAUGAUUCUCUUAGUGAAUCAGUGUAUUAUGCAGAAUGUGAAAUAUUGUUAGAGAAGCUAUUUCAUAAAGUUGAUGUAUUAUAUAAAUUUUAUAUGGGAUUUUUCUUUUGGUUUUUAGAAUUUCAUCUUACCCAAAUGUUACAGAAUUUUGUAAUCUUUUGGAAUAAGCUCUUCCUUAAAAACCAAGGUCAAAUUAUAUUAAUAGCAAGGAUCUUGUCUCAUCAUUUCCCAAUAAGAAGCUUACCAUUAUACAAAUAGGAAACAAGAACUGGUAACUAUAGCCCAUUAUUAGGAUUUUGAAAUUAAGGACCAUUUCUUAAUGGUACUGAUAAGUCAGCAGCUAUUAAUAGAUGAAGAAAACCCUUAGAAAAAGUACUGAUUUCACUUUCCUGCAAGAAUUAUUUUACAGUAUAUAUCUGUUGUGCUGCCUUAGAGGUUGGGCAAUUACAAUCCUUACUUCACAGCCUUAUCAGUUCUCAUCUGAAUCUUUGUAAUUGCCACCUACCUAGCUUUACUGCCAGACCCUCCUUGUUCCAGUCCAUCCUUCACAUUGGUACGUGUUAUUUUUCUAAAAUACAAAUGUGAAUACCAGACUCCUGUUCCUUGUUAUCAUAGUAUAAAGUCCAAACUCCUAAGCAUUACAUAAAGUAUCUUUCACAAUGGGAUUCAACUUGAUUUUCUGCACUCUCCCAAUUGCGCUGAAAUUUGAGCUGAAUAAUGUCUGCUUUACUACUAUUACACAUACUUCUUCCCCACUCUAGAAUGCUCUUUUCCCUCCUUCACCUGACAUAUUUCUAGUUGUAUAGCAAGAUCCAGCUUAAAUUUCAGCUCCUAUUUUCCCUGAUGUCCUCACGGUAGUCAUCCCUUUCUCUAAUUAUCUGGGCCUGUGGUACAUAUUUCUAUAUUUUAAUCUAUCAUGCCAUAUUAUAAUUUAUUUGUUUUCAAAUCUGUUUCUUUUAUAGUUGGAGUUCCUAGAGGACAGUAACCAUAUCAUUAUCUCAGUAUCCCUAGCAACUGACGUAAUAAAGGUUUUUACAGUUGAA